AAAUUGUAUCCCAACAACCAUCACCGCCACCGGCACCAGGUAUUAGAUCGAAAAAUCCUUUUUUUUAUUUUAAUUUUCAUUUAUAAGUGUAAUUAAAUGAAAUACUAAUUUCAAUGUUAUAUUAACAGAGCCCGAACCUGCUCCAGGUAACUGUUUUUUUUCACGACACAGUAAACAAUCCUUAAUUUAUCUGAAUGUAUGAAAUUGACAGACGAAUUAGAAUGUUACUUAGGAGACGUUUCAAAAUGCCUUGAAACUGCAGAACAACGCUGUUUCGUUGCAAUUUCGUUAUUUUUAGUGGUAAAGUAGGUGUUCUCUAGGUAACGGGAGUCAUGUUUGUUUUCUUUCUCAGCACCAUUGCCAGGGCCGCUGCCUGCGCCGCUGCCACAGCCGCACUUCCCGCCACUGCCUCCUCUACCGGAGCCCGUGUACCCUCAGCCCGAGCCGCAGCCCAAGCCUAUUUCACCACCACCGCCCCCGGCACCACCAGCGCCACAUCCUCAGCCGCCAGUACCAGAGGUGAUACCGUAUUGUCCACCGCCAAUGGUUAUACCUGGACCGCCACGUCCUUACCCCGUACCGGUGCCCAUACCAGGAAAGCACAUCUUUGUGCCCGUCCCAGUGCCUGUGCCAGUUCCUGCCGAGAAGAUCUACAUCCGCGGUCCAUCUGUACCAGUACCAGUGCCAGUUGAAAAGAAGAUACCGGUCCCAUACCCAGUAGACAGGCCAUACCCAGUCGCGGAGAAGGUGCCCGGCUCGGAUGGAGUAGUGCCGUACGCUGUAAACCACUACAUCACAGUGCCCGGCAAGGACAGAAUUGUGCCAGUCCCAGUGCCAGUUCAAGUACCAGGCGAAACUAAAUACUACCCUGUACCUGUCAUCCUAUAUGUUGCUCCCGAAUGCAGAAACCAUCAACCAUUGGUACCAUUCCGGUCACCGGGAGAACCUUGCCAAGUACACGUUUGCAAGGUCAAAUACAACUACGUAUACAUUGAAUCUCACCCGGACUCAACAUGCUUAACUGCUCCUGACCACGGAUCUCCAAGUGCAAGUUGGAGCGCAGCAAGUGCUUCAUCCAGUUCCGGUCCUACUGGCGUUGGACACAGUGAAUCUAAUGCAGCAGCUAUUGCCAACAGUGGUAGCUCGUAUCCCUCGUAUACACCCGGAAACUACGCACCUUACAACUACGCAGGACUAUACCCCACUGGCUCCAGUUCCAUAGCUGAAUCGUCAGCAAAUGCAGGUAGCAGCUAUAACGGCCUUUACCCAGGAGGAUUUGAUUGGGCUAACAUUAAUUCUCCAUCAAACUCAGCCGGAAAUGCCAAUCCAGGACCGAAUUCCGGGAUCAGUCCAUUACUAAAUUAUGGAGGAGACUACUCGAGCACCAACGCUGAGGCCUAUGCAAAUUCAGCUGGAAACGCAGCCGCGAAUUCAGCUGCCAAUUCAGGUUAUGGUCCCCUGAUAGGCUAUGGAGAUUAUCCUAGUGUCAAUGACUCACCAAACACAGCGGUUAACUAUGCAAGCUAUAGCUCCAACACUGGACCUCAGACCAAUGGCGGUAGCUAUACUUAUGGCAGUUAUGCAGAUGCAAACUCAGCAGCAAAUACUGGCAAUUAUGGUGGUUACAGCAAUAACGGAGAAGCCAAUGCAGCUGCCCAAGCAGCAACAAAUUCUAACUCCGGUUAUGGCGCAUAUAGUCUUACAGAAGCACUAGCAGGAGCAAACGCUGCUAAUGGUCAUAACGGAUAUUCCGAUGCUAACGCUGCCGCUAACGCAGCCUCUGGAUAUAGUGGGUACAGUAGUUACAAUGACGCCAAUACUGCUGGACAGUCUGCAGGCAACUCAGGUGCCGGAUAUGCUGGAUAUGGCACUUAUAGUGACGCCAACGCUGCUGCUCAAGCUUUAAUCGGUUCUGGCUAUGGAGGUACUAAUUCAGCUGCACAGCCUACAGUAAACUCAGGUACCGGAUAUACUGGAUAUGGCACUUAUAGUGACGCCAACGCUGCUGCUCAAGCUUUAAUCGGUUCUGGCUAUGGAGGUACUAAUUCAGUUGCACAGCCUACAGGAAACUCAGGUACCGGAUAUACUGGAUAUGGCACUUAUAGUGACGCCAACGCUGCUGCUCAAGCUUUAAUCGGUUCUGGUUAUGGUGGAACUACUUCCGCUGGCCAGCCUGCAGUCAAUUCGGGUUAUGCUGGGUAUGGCAACUACGGCGAUGCCAAUGCUGGAUAUGGAACCUACAGUGAUGCCAAUGCUGCUGCUCAAGCAUUGAUCAAUUCUGGCUAUAGCGGAACUAAUUCAGUAGGUCAGUCUGCAAGCAACUCGGGUGCCGGAUAUGCUGGAUAUGGCGGGUAUAGUGACGCCAAUGCUGCUGCUCAAGCUUUGAUCAGUUCUGGUUAUGGAGUAACUAAUUCAGUCGGUCAGCCUACAGGCAACUCGGGAGCUGGUUACGCUGGAUAUGGCGGGUAUAGUGACGCCAAUGCUGCAGCUCAAGCUUUGAUAAGUUCGUAUGGUGGAGCUACUUCUACUGGACAGUCUGCGGGCAGCUCGGGUACCGGUUAUACUGGAUAUGGUAGUUACGGAGAUGCUAGUGCUGACGCUCAAGCGGGUGUUAAUGCAGCUUCCAGUUACGGUAACUAUGCCGCAUAUGGUGAUGCUAACGCUGCUGCCCAAGUGGCCCCUAAUGCUCAAUCUGUCUCAAAUAGUCCUUCAAACUACGGCAGUUACGGUAGCUACAGUGAUGCAAAUGCUGCUAUUCAAGCCACUGCUAACUCAGUCUCGAGUUAUGGCAGCUAUGGCGGAUAUGCUGAUGCUAAUGCUGCUGCACAAUCAGCCGCCAUCAACGCUGCACCAAGUUAUGCAGGCUAUAGUGACACCAAUGCCGCGGCUCUAGCAGCUGCCAAUUCGGCUUCUGGCUACACAGGAUAUGGAGGCAGUUAUGGCGAUGCGAAUGCCGCUACUCAGGCUGCCAGUAAUGCUGCUUCUAAUUACGGUAGUUAUACUGGAUAUAGCGAUAACAAUGCGGCUUCUCAAGCUGAUGCUAAUUCUGCUGGGAACUAUGGUGGAUAUGGCAACUAUGGAGAAUCGAAUGUUUUAGCUGCUGCAAACUCCGCUUCAAACUAUGGAAGUUACGGAGGAUAUAGUGACUCAAACGCAGCUGCAGCAGCCGGUAAUGGAGCCAGCAGUUAUGGAGACUCUAGCGCAGCAGGCGUCUCAGCAGCUUCACAAGCCGGUAGCUCUGGAGGCUAUGGUUACAGCGGAUACGAUGCUAAUGCAGAAGCCGCCGCCGGAGCCGCCGCUGGUUCCUCAGGUUACGGUAGUUAUGGAAGUAAUGAAGCUAGUGCAUUAGCAGCCGCCGCAGCUGGUACUGGAGGCUAUGGGGGUUCGUUAGCUAGUUCCGAAAGUUAUGGAAACUACGGAGCCCAUGAAACUAAUGCAGCAGUAGCAGCAGCUGCCGCCGCCGCCGCUGGUUCUGGAAGUUAUGGAGGUUCCACGGCUGGUUCCGGAAGUUAUGGAGGCUAUGGCGCUCAAGAUUCUAAUGCAGCAGCAGCAGCUGCCGCCGCAGCGGCUGGUUCCGGAAGUUACGGAGGUUCCACGGCUGGUUCCGGAAGUUAUGGAGGCUAUGGCGCUCAAGAUGCUAACGCAGCAGCAGCAGCUGCCGCCGCAGCCGCUGGUUCCGGAAAUUAUGGAGGGUCCACGGCUGGUUCCGGAAGUUAUGGAGGCUAUGGCGCUCAAGAUGCUAACGCAGCAGCAGCAGCUGCCGCCGCAGCCACUAGUUCCGGAAGUUACGGAGGUUCCACGGCUGGUUCCGGAAGUUAUGGAGGCUAUGGCGCUCAAGAUGCUAACGCAGCAGCAGCAGCAGCCGCCGCAGCCGCUGGUUCCGGAAGUUACGGAGGUUCCACGGCUGGUUCCGGAAGUUAUGGAGGCUAUGGCGCUCAAGAUGCUAACGCAGCAGCAGCAGCUGCCGCCGCAGCCGCUGGAUCCGGAAGUUAUGGAGGUUCCUCGGCUGGUUCCGGAAGUUAUGGAGGCUAUGGCGCUCAAGAUUCUAAUGCAGCAUCAGCAGCUGCCGCCGCCGCCGCUGGAUCCGGAAGUUAUGGAGGCUAUGGCGCCCAAGGCGCUAAUGCAGCAGCAGCAGCCGCUGCCGCUGCAGCUGGUGCCGGAAGUUAUGGAGGUUCCUCAGCUGGAGCCGGAAGUUAUGGAGGCUAUGGAGCCCAAGGCGCUAAUGCAGCAGCAGCAGCCGCUGCUGCUGCAGCUGGUGCCGGAAGUUAUGGAGGUUCUACGGCUGGCUCCGGAAAUUAUGGAGGCUAUGGAGCAUAUAACGCUAAUGCAGCAGCAGCAGCUGCCGCCGCAGCAGCAGCAGGUUCCGGAGGGUACGGAGGCUACGGAGGACAUGACGCAAGUGCAGCAGCUGCUGCCGCAGCAGCAGCAGGUUCCGGAGGCUUCAGGGGUUACGGAGGACAUGAUGCAAGUGCAGCAGUCGCCGCAGCUACAGCAAAUAGUGCAAGUAGUUAUGGCGGCUUUGGAGCAUCAAAGGCUCUUGCAUUAGCUCAUGCUGGUUUUGGUAUCCGAAGUGGAGAUGUAGAUACGGAAUCAGAAUCCAGAACAAGCUCAACAGACGAGUCAUCCGAAGAAGCGCCACUUACCAGUUCGCUGGAGUCGAGGAAGAAGCGUAACAUUGAGAAAUCCAAGCUCAGUCUCAGAAUGAGAGCUUGAUCAAGUCUACCAAGAGCCUUGAUACGAAUCGGAACCUAUGUAAAUGAUCUCUCUACAAACAUGGCAAAGAAUAUGGACUUGAUUACGUUUAGGUUAAAAUGAAGCAUCUAGAAAAUGACGAGCAAAUGAUAUCAUAUUAUUAUGUAUUAAUGUAUCUAUAAUAAAGCAUUUAGUGGGAACAAUCAUAAAACUUUUAUUUUGAAACCACAGUGGAAAAAUCCGAAUCUUGUUUUACCGUUCUUAGGGCUUAUUUCGAUUUGAUUUGUCAAACCAUACUGGAUCCACAACAUUAC
Messenger RNA from Trichoplusia ni (cabbage looper), 5006 nucleotides. Its product is annotated as spidroin-1-like. The transcript has 7 exons. Lineage: Eukaryota; Metazoa; Arthropoda; Insecta; Lepidoptera; Noctuidae. The coding region runs from base 544 to 4713 and encodes 1389 amino acids. The record is from RefSeq and is a predicted model, not a curated record.